Molecule: messenger RNA, 3019 nt
Organism: Melospiza melodia melodia
Lineage: Eukaryota; Metazoa; Chordata; Aves; Passeriformes; Passerellidae
Gene: ZP1
Product: zona pellucida glycoprotein 1
Exons: 12
Coding region: 35-2944 (969 amino acids)
Biological process (GO): binding of sperm to zona pellucida; prevention of polyspermy
Cellular component (GO): egg coat
Molecular function (GO): acrosin binding; structural constituent of egg coat
Source: RefSeq, a predicted model, not a curated record
CCGCAGAGCCCCGUGCUCCGUCCGUGUCACAGCCAUGGGACGGAGCUGCUCCUUCCUCCUGCUCCUCUUCCUCCUGUCCCCGUGGCCCAGAGCCACCGUGGCACUGCUGCAGUACCGCCACAACUGCGGAGAGCUGGGAAUGCAGCUCCUGGUCUUCCCGUCCCACGGCCGCACCGUCCGCUUCAAGGUUCUGGACGAGUUUGGCUCCCGCUUUGACGUGGCCAACUGCUCCAUCUGCCUCCACUGGCUGAAUUCCAGGGAGGACGGCUCUGUCAUCUUCUCCUCUGGCUACAAUGGCUGCCACGUCCUGUUCAAGGAGAACCGCUAUGUCCUGCGGGUGCAGCUGGAGGAGCUGCUCUCCGGCGGGAUCCCCGUCACCUCCUACGAGGUCAACAUGACCUGCCCCAAGCCAGGCGGCUCUGAGGCGCUCCCAGAUGGAACCCAGGGGACGAGCCGGGACAGCCCAACGCUGUUCUCCCACACCGGCCUGCACCAGGUCUCGGGCUCCUCCCUCACCCUCACGGGAUCCCACUUCUCAGCCCAAGAUCUCGUGGAGCAGGUUCACGCCGUGGGACAGUACCAGCCCAGCCCAGCGCUUCCCGGGAUCCACCACCAUUCCAGUCCAGCCCACUCGGGGCUUCUGUCCCAGCCUGCUGGGGUUCAUCCUGUCAACCCAAUCCAGGGAAGCUUGUUCCACCCAGCGGUGCAGCCCGCCCAGCCUGGGGAGCAGAGCCAGCCAGGGUUCCUUCGCCCAGUGCUCGUGUCCCAAAACCAUCCCAGUUUGGGGCAUCAAGGGGGGCAGAGCCAGCCGGGGCACCUGCAUCCAGGGUCUGUAUCCCAAAAUCAGCCUGGGAUUCGCCCAGGGUCUGUAUCCCAAAACCAGCCUGGGAUGAUGCAUGCUGGGGGUCAAAACCAACCUGGGAUUCGCCCAGGAUCUGUAUCCCCAAAUCAGCCUGGGAUUCGUCCAGGGUCUGCAUCCCACAACCAGCCUGGGAUUCGUCCAGGGUCUGUAUCCCCAAAUCAGCCUGGGAUGAUGCAUUCUGUGGGUCAAAACCAACCAGGGAUUCGCCCAGGGUCUGUAUCCCCAAAUCAGCCUGGGAUGAUGCAUUCCGUGGGUCAAACCCAACCAGGCAUUCGUCCGGUAUCUGUAUCCCACAACCAGCCUGGGAUGGGGGGGAUACAUCACGGUGGUCAAAACCAACCAGGGAUUCGCCCUGGGUCUGUAUCCCAAAUUCAUCCUGGGGGUCAAAACCAACCAGGGAUUCGCCCCGGGUCUGUAUCCCAAAUUCAUCCUGGGGGUCAAAACCAACCAGGGAUUCGCCCUGGGUCUGUAUCCCAAAUUCAUCCUGGGGGUCAAAACCAACCAGGGAUUCGCCCCGGGUCUGUAUCCCAAAUUCAUCCUGGGGGUCAAAACCAACCAGGGAUUCGCCCCGGGUCUGUAUUCCAAAAUCAUCCUGGGGGUCAAAACCAACCAGGGAUUCGCCCAGGGUUUGUAUCCCCCAACCAGCCUGGCUUGACCUCCACCGGUGCCCAGACUCCAGCUGGAUUCCAACGCCCAGGAGGUCAGCCCCUAAACCAGCCAGGAAUAUCUCGUCCCAAUCAUCCCUCCAACUCCCAAACCGGGUUCCCAGGCCAGGCUGGGCUACUCCAUCCCAGCCCAGCUUUGGUGCACCCAGGACUCUCAUCCUGGCCAGGUUUCAUCAGCCCUGGACCCCAGGCUGAGCCCCAGCCCGGCCUGGGACUCCCUGGGCUGCGGCCCCAGCCUGGAUUGCUGCAUCCUGGGAUUCACACCCAGCCCAGCCUGCUGCAGCCCACAGCGCUCUUCUACCCCUCGCCGGGGGCAGGAAUGCAGCUGACCCGGGAGCAGUGCCAGGUGCCGGUGGGCCGCAUGCCGUGCGUGGCUCCACAGGGACGGGAUGCGUGCCUGCAGGCGGGAUGCUGCUACGACGACAUGGACCGCACCACGCCCUGCUAUUACGGGAAUACCGCCACCGUGCAGUGCCUGCUGGAGGGACACUUUGUGCUGGUGGUGCCGCGGGGAAUGGUGGCCCUGCCGUACAACCUGGACACCGUGCGGGUGGCCGGCGGCCAGGCGGGGUGCGAGCCCCGCCACGUGUCCGAGGCCUUCGUCAUGUUCCGCUUCCCGGUCACCCACUGCGGCACCACCGUCCAGGUGAUCGGGGACACGCUGGUCUAUGAGAACCAGCUGAUCUCCACCAUCGAUGUCCAGGGAUCCUCCCGUGGCUCCGUCACUCGGGACAGCGUCUACAUUCUCCGAGCUCGGUGCAUCUACAAUUCCAGUGACCUCCUUCCCUUGGGAGUGGAGGUGGCCGUGCCCCCCACAUCGGCCCCCCUGGCCAUGCUGGGCCCGCUGGCGCUCCAGCUGCGCAUUGCCACCGACGAAUCCUACAGCUCCUACCACGCUGUGGGUGACUUCCCCCUGGUGAGGGUGCUCCGGGACCCCAUUUACGUGGAAGUCCGGCUGCUCCAGAAGACAGAUCCCAAUUUGGUGCUGGUGCUGCACCACUGCUGGGCCUCUCCCGGCUCCCACGCCACAUCCCAGCCCCAGUGGCCCAUCCUGGUGGAAGGGUGUCCCUUCCAAGGGGACAACUACAGGACACGGCUGAUUCCGAUGGGUCCGGCCUCUCCGGAGCUGCCCUUCCCGAGCCACUACCAGCGCUUUGUCAUCUCCACCUUCGCCUUUGUGGAGCCCCCCAAAAUGGCUGUGCUGGAGGGGGAGGUGUACAUCUCCUGCAGCGCCUCCGUGUGCCACCUGGCCCAGCCGGAGCCCUGCCGGCCCUCCUGCCAGCUGGGAGUGCCCUCACGAGCACGGAGGUCUCCAGGGGACAGGAGGACAGGUGACAGCAUGGGGACAGUCACAUCCCAGGGAUGCGUUGUGUUUCCUGAGGCUCCCAAGAGAGGGGGAACUCAGCAGAGAGGCUGAGGGCUCCAGCCUCUACCUGGAUGCUAUUGGAUGUCUCUGGGAAAGCUGGAAAAAUAAAACCAGUGCAAAACACGG